Messenger RNA from Argiope bruennichi, 1108 nucleotides. RefSeq lists its product as uncharacterized. Gene Ontology annotation, biological process: nucleosome assembly. The transcript has 3 exons. The record is from RefSeq and is a predicted model, not a curated record. Lineage: Eukaryota; Metazoa; Arthropoda; Arachnida; Araneae; Araneidae. Gene Ontology annotation, molecular function: structural constituent of chromatin; protein heterodimerization activity; DNA binding. Gene Ontology annotation, cellular component: nucleosome.
UGCCGUCCCGGGCCAUUCGAGUCAUUUUAGCUCAUUUGAGAAGUCAUGUCUGGUCGUGGUAAAGGAGGCAAGGGUCUUGGAAAGGGGGGUGCCAAAAGGCAUCGUAAAGUUCUUCGUGAUAACAUCCAGGGUAUUACAAAACCCGCAAUCAGGCGUUUAGCUAGACGUGGCGGAGUCAAACGUAUUUCAGGUUUGAUUUACGAAGAGACUCGAGGUGUGCUCAAAGUUUUCUUGGAAAAUGUCAUUCGAGAUGCUGUCACUUACACCGAGCAUGCUAAAAGGAAAACUGUCACUGCUAUGGAUGUUGUGUAUGCACUAAAGAGGCAAGGACGUACCUUGUACGUCGUUUGAGAAUAGUCAGUCAUGGCACGUACCAAGCAGACCGCCCGUAAGAGUACUGGAGGUAAAGCCCCCAGGAAACAACUGGCUACUAAGGCCGCUCGUAAGAGCGCCCCAGCCACCGGAGGUGUUAAGAAGCCCCAUCGUUACAGGCCCGGAACUGUUGCUUUGAGAGAAAUCCGUCGUUAUCAAAAAUCCACUGAACUCUUGAUCCGAAAAUUGCCAUUCCAGCGUUUGGUUCGAGAAAUCGCUCAGGACUUCAAAACUGAUCUCCGAUUCCAGAGUUCUGCUGUUAUGGCUCUCCAGGAAGCUAGCGAAGCUUAUUUAGUAGGCUUGUUCGAAGACACUAACUUGUGCGCUAUCCACGCCAAGAGAGUAACUAUCAUGCCUAAGGACAUUCAGCUCGCUAGACGAAUUAGGGGUGAACUCAUGUCUGGUCGUGGUAAAGGAGGCAAGGGUCUUGGAAAGGGGGGUGCCAAAAGGCAUCGUAAAGUUCUUCGUGAUAACAUCCAGGGUAUUACAAAACCCGCAAUCAGGCGUUUAGCUAGACGUGGCGGAGUCAAACGUAUUUCAGGUUUGAUUUACGAAGAGACUCGAGGUGUGCUCAAAGUUUUCUUGGAAAAUGUCAUUCGAGAUGCUGUCACUUACACCGAGCAUGCUAAAAGGAAAACUGUCACUGCUAUGGAUGUUGUGUAUGCACUAAAGAGGCAAGGACGUACCUUGUACGGUUUCGGAGGUUAAGCGAAAGUUGGAAUCCCUUGCACUGAAA